CUUAGUCGACCGGAUAAAUCGCGGCUAUCUUAUGAUCCAGUAAUCCAAUUUGGAGUACCGGAUCGUGAGAUUCAGCUAACGGCUACAAAACGGCUAGCCGAAAAUGACCGUCCCUACAUUGAAAAUCUUUUCUUUAUUCUACAGUUUGAUUUUCCUAAAAGCCUUCAUGUUGGCCGUCUUGUUGUAUCGCUUCUUAACUGUGUUUAUCGUUAUGGUGUUCGCUUUGCUGUUGCUCACGCUGACUAA
Molecule: messenger RNA, 246 nt
Organism: Cetraspora pellucida
Lineage: Eukaryota; Fungi; Glomeromycota; Glomeromycetes; Diversisporales; Gigasporaceae
Source: the annotation of a GenBank genome assembly